CCACAAAGCAGAAGAGUAAAGAGAGCUCUGAUGAGAAAAGGAUUGCUCAUCACCAAAAAAUACACAGCUUAUUGGAUGAGGAAAGGUUGGCAGAACAUAUGGCGACUUUGAGAAAGCACGCAGUAGAUGAUCCUCACGCUGUUAUAUCCAAUGUCGUCGAUCGUAUCGGGGAGAGCAUUGAGAGGAGGCGGAAACUUGGGUCAAGCGGCAGUUUUGUUUUGACUGGGAAUCCCAUCGACGACUGCUGGAGAAGAGACCCGAAUUGGGAAAACAACCGGCAGACACUUGCGGAUUGCGGCGUAGGGUUUGGAAAGGAUGCGAUGGGCGGCAAGGGUGGGAGACUCUACGUUGUCACCGACGCGAGCGACGACGACCUCGUGAACCCCAGGAAUGGCACUCUCCGGCAUGCUGUUACCCGGGCAGAGCCCCUCUGGAUCAUAUUCCAAGAAGACAUGACCAUCAGGUUGCAGCAGGAACUGAUCAUGGCCAGCGUCAAGACCAUCGACGCCCGUGGAGUCAAAGUGCACAUCACGGGAAAAGGGUGCAUCACCGUCCAGUACGUUAGCAACGUCAUCAUCCAUGGGCUCAGCAUGGAUGGCUGCACGUCGGGCACAGGCGGCAUGAUUAGGAGCUCAGAAGGCCAUUACGGGUGGAGGACCAAGUCCGAUGGCGAUGCCAUCAACAUCUUCGGUUCCUCCCAUGUAUGGAUCGAUCACAACACGCUCUCUAACUGCGCAGACGGCCUUGUUGAUGCUCUCAUGGGAUCCACUGCCAUUACCAUUUCCAACAAUCAUUUCUCUAAGCACAACGAGGUCAUGAUGUUGGGUGCCCAUGACCUCGACAAUAUGGACAGGAGUAUGCAAGUGACAAUUGCCUUCAACCAUUUCGGUGAGGGUCUCCAACAGAGAAUGCCCAG
Molecule: messenger RNA, 916 nt
Organism: Cuscuta europaea
Lineage: Eukaryota; Viridiplantae; Streptophyta; Magnoliopsida; Solanales; Convolvulaceae
Source: the annotation of a GenBank genome assembly